AUGGCAGUGAAACUGGACAUGUCUAAAGCCUAUGACAGAGUGGAAUGGAGUUUCUUGAAGGCUAUAAUGGAAAAAAUGGGCUUUUGCUCAACUUGGGUAAACUGGAUCAUGGCAUGCAUAAGUACAGUAACCUACUCCUUCAGUAUUAAUGGUGAGCACAAGGAGUUUGUCACCCCCUCAAGAGGUAUCAGGCAGGGAGACCCACUUUCCCCUUACCUAUUUCUGCUUUGCUCAGAAGGACUAUCAAGUUUGCUGCAGAAAGCUAAGAUAGAUAAGGAGCUGACAGAUGAUUCCUUGGUAUUCUGUAAAGCUAACAAACAAGAAGCAGAGAAGCUGAAAAGGAUCCUCAAAAGUGUUGAACAAGGCAAGUAUCUUGGGUUGCCAAUGGUAAUAACAAGAUCAAAAGAGCAGAUUAACCACAAGAUUUGUAAAGAAAUCAGUUCGAAAAUGGCUGAUUACUGGGGUGGGAUUUGGAAACUAAUAACACAGCCAAAUUUGUUAGUCAGUAGAGUACUGAAGGAGAAGUACUACCCCAAGCAAUCACUUUUCAAUGGCAAAGUACCGCAAAAUGCUUCUUGGAUCUGGCAGAGCUUAGCAGGAGUAAGAAAGGAAUUGCAAGAAGGAAUUAGGAGGAAGAUUGGAAAUGGGAGAGGUACCAGAAUAUGGGAAGAUAAUUGGAUCCCAGGAACAGAUGCGGAGAGAAUAUUGAGUAUACCAUUAAGUGUAACAGGAUAUGAGGACAGCUAUUUCUGGAUGCAUUCCCAAGCUGGACAGUACACAGUUCAUUCUGGUUAUAAAGCUUGGCUGAAGGCGGAGGAAAAAAGGUACACAAGAAGGAAGGAGGAUGCUGGAACAAGCUUUGAAGGAACUAACUCCAAGAUAUGGAAUUCAUUGUGGCAACAGAAGGUAAGUCAGAAACUAAAGGUUUUCAUUUGGAAAUGCUUGCAUGGGGGUCUCCCAGUUAAGGAGGCAAUUUUCACAAGAACAAAGUUAGGGAACCCCAUAUGUACUGGAUGUGGUGAGAAGGUGGAAACGAUAGAACACAUGCUGCUGCAAUGUGCUAAAGUGAAAGAGAUUUGGAAAAUGGCGCCAGUGCAGUGGGAUGGGAUAGAACAUCUAUCUGACAACUUCACCAAAUGGUGGUCCGCAAUCCAGGAAGCUCAAGCAAGUAGAGGUGUGGAGGAUCAAGUGAAUAUAACCAUUAACAUUCUCUGGCAGAUAUGGAAAUCCAGGAACAAUAGAGAGUUUAAUCAUAAGGAAAAGGUGCCUUUCAAGAUCAUUGAGAAGGCACAGCAGGAGUGGUCUGAAUACAAUGAAGCUAACAAAGGCGAGAAUUCAAGAAGGAGCACUCAGGAAACAGCGAUACAGCAACGGACUAUCCAGGUUCAACAUGAGAGCCACACUGGUAUAUCAUUGAAGAUCCAUACGAAUCAGGACAGAAGGCAAGCAGCAGUGGGAAUUGGAAUCACAGCCAUAGAUAACUUGGGACAAAUGCAAGCAGCAUGGGCACUUAGAGAAAGGUCAUCCGGGGAUACAUUACAAGACCAAGCUGUUGCGGUAAGAUUAGCACUGCUGAAAGUUGCAGGCCAAGGCUGGAGGAAUGUCAAAGUAGAACUUGACAAUCGCAAGGUAGAAUAUAUAACAGCAGCAGCAACGUACAACAACCAGCUGAUGGCCACUCUAAUUGAGGACAUUAGAUCCAUUGGUACUUCGUUUCAACAGUGCUCUAUUCUUUUUGCUAAUUCUAGGAAAAUAGGAAGUAUCAAACUGAGCAUUCAUGCUCUAAACAUCUGGGUAGAUGAAGAAUGGGUGAAUCCCAAUUUUAGAUGCUAG
This is a messenger RNA of Coffea arabica (coffee), 1833 nucleotides long. The record is from RefSeq and is a predicted model, not a curated record. NCBI's taxonomy places the organism in Eukaryota, Viridiplantae, Streptophyta, Magnoliopsida, Gentianales, Rubiaceae.